AUGGUCUUUGCGCGCCGUUCAAUCUUCCGCGCUGCGACUGCAGCUCAGUCCUUCCGUGCCGCUCCCGUGGCCCGCCAGUCUGCCCAGCUCCUCGGUCGACGAUUCAAGUCUACUAGCGGCAGCUAUCAGCAUGGGCAUAAAUCCAGUGACUUGCCUUGGUUGGCGGCCUCUACUGCUGUGACCGUUCCAAUGGUCUUUUACCUCUGGCCUUCCGGUUCGGAGGGACACCACGACGCCCACGGGGACGAACAUAAGGACGAGCACGCGAAGGAGGACGGCGAGGUAGAGGAGACUUCUGAGGAGAAGCCUGCUGAGGAUUCCUCUGAGGCGGCGUCUAAGAAGGAGGAGAAGACGGACUCGGAGGAUAAGGGCGAGGAGAAGAACAAGGAAGAACCUGAGGAGAAGAAGGAAGAACCCGAGGAGAAGAAGGAAGAACCUGAGGAGAAGAAGGAAGAGCCUAAGGAGGAGAAGCCUAAGGAUGAUGAUUCUAAGGAAGACAAGGACGACAAGAAAGAUGAUUCUAAGGAGGAAUAA
Messenger RNA from Penicillium samsonianum, 534 nucleotides. RefSeq lists its product as uncharacterized. The transcript is spliced from 2 exons. Lineage: Eukaryota; Fungi; Ascomycota; Eurotiomycetes; Eurotiales; Aspergillaceae. The record is from RefSeq and is a predicted model, not a curated record. Bases 1 to 534 code for a protein of 177 amino acids.